Molecule: messenger RNA, 834 nt
Organism: Aureobasidium subglaciale EXF-2481
Lineage: Eukaryota; Fungi; Ascomycota; Dothideomycetes; Dothideales; Saccotheciaceae
Product: carbohydrate esterase family 5 protein
Exons: 3
Coding region: 30-674 (214 amino acids)
Molecular function (GO): hydrolase activity
Source: RefSeq, a predicted model, not a curated record
GCGUCCUUGUCGGAUCCUCCCUCUUGGGCAUGGCUGUCGCUAGCCCAGUCGACCUUGACUCCCGCGCAUCGGGCUGCUCAAGCUACACUCUCAUCAACACUAGAGGUACUGGUGAGGCUCAGGGCCAGUCCAGCGGUUUCACCACCAUGAACAGCAACAUCCGCUCCCAGGUUCCUGGUGGCAAGACCUACAACACCGUCUACGCUGCCGACUACAGCCAGAACUCCGCAGCCGGAACCCAAGACAUCAUCAACAAGAUCACCUCCACCCUCCAAACAAGCCCCAAUGAGUGCUUCAUCCUUGAAGGCUACUCUCAGGGCGCCGCUGCCACUGUCAAUGCUCUUCCCAAGCUAACUGGUACUGCCAACACCGCCGUCAAGGGUGUCUUCCUCAUCGGUGACCCUCUGCACAAGAGCGGUCUCACUUGCAACGUCGACAGCAAUGGUGGCACUACUACCCGCAAUGUCAACGGUAUCUCAUACAACGCAUACUCGAACAGCAUUCCCUCAGGAUGGGUUUCAAGGACCCUAGAUGUUUGCGCAUACGGCGAUGGUGUUUGCGACACUACCCACGGUCAGGGUAUCAAUGGGCCUCAUCUUUCCUACCCUCGCGAUGCCAAUGUGCAGAGCAUGGGUACCAAGUUUGUCGUUGGCAAGCUCACCGGCAGCUCUUAGAAGGCUCGUCAGUAUGUCACCGUAGAAGUUGAUGUAGGAUAUAUGGGUAGCGUCAUCGGUCAGGUCGAUGUCUGAGAGCAUCUUGAGGAUUUGGAAGCCCCAGACCAAUGUACGAUAAAUACUACAAUACACAAAGAUAAUUCGCAGUACUCACCUUGGC